This is a messenger RNA of Hemibagrus wyckioides, 3917 nucleotides long. It is a transcript of the gene tpm4b, whose product is annotated as tropomyosin 4b. Bases 319 to 1173 code for a protein of 284 amino acids. Gene Ontology annotation, molecular function: actin filament binding. Lineage: Eukaryota; Metazoa; Chordata; Actinopteri; Siluriformes; Bagridae. Gene Ontology annotation, biological process: actin filament organization; muscle contraction. Gene Ontology annotation, cellular component: actin filament. The record is from RefSeq and is a predicted model, not a curated record. The transcript has 9 exons.
AUGCAUGCUUGAGGGGUGGUGUGUAUCUUCAAGGAUGGGGGUGUGUGUCACCAAGGAGCAGGGUUGACUUUGACUACAUCAGGUUUAAACCUUCUGCAGAAGCGUUGGGUUUCAUUCUGCUUUAGCCUGCUCUUUUCCUCCUCUCCUCUGUCGCUCUGUCUCUCUCUCUCUUUCUCCGUGUGUCCUCCUCAUCACCUCCUUUCUUCACAACCUCCUCACUUGACAAGGCAAGGCUCCAUCCCGACCAUCUUCUACGCUCUCGAGUGAGACCGGCUCCGUCGUUUCAGCACAUUUUCCUCUCGAACCACAGCCGGCAAAAUGGAGGCGAUCAAGAAGAAAAUGCAGAUGCUGAAGGCGGAUAAGGAGAACGCCUUCGAUCGUGCAGAGCAGGCCGAGACAGACAAGAAAGUUUCAGAGGACAAGUGCAAGCAGUUAGAGGACGAGCUGCUGGGGCUGCAGAAGAAACUCAAAGGGACAGAGGAUGAAGUGGAUAAGUACUCCGAAGCCCUUAAAGACGCCCAGGAGAAACUGGAUCUGUCUGAGAAGAAGGCCACAGAUGCUGAGGGCGAAGUAGCUGCUCUGAACCGCAGGAUCCAGCUAAUUGAGGAGGAGUUGGACCGAGCCCAGGGGAGACUGAGCACUGCGCUCCAGAAACUGGAAGAAGCAGAGAAAGCAGCUGAUGAAAGCGAGAGAGGAAUGAAGGUGAUCGAGAACCGUGCUACGAAAGACGAGGAGAAAAUGGAACUCCAGGAGGUACAGCUUAAGGAGGCCAAACACAUCGCUGAAGAUUCGGAUCGCAAGUACGAUGAGGUGGCUCGUAAGCUGGUGGUCAUUGAGACUGAGUUGGAGAGAGCAGAGGAGAGGGCAGAGGUUGCUGAACUCAAAAGUGGAGAUCUGGAGGAGGAACUUAAAAAUGUCACUAACACUCUGAAGUCUCUUGAAGCCCAGGCUGAGAAGUACUCCGAGAAAGAAGAGAAGUACGAGGAAGAGAUCAAUGUUCUCAAUGACAAGCUGAAAGAGGCCGAGACGCGCGCUGAGUUCGCAGAGAAAACCGUGUCCAAACUGGAAAAGACUAUUGAUGACCUCGAGGAUGAAUUGUACAAUCAGAAAGUUAAAGUCAAGGCGAUUUGUGAAGAGCUGGAUCACGCCUUAAAUGACAUGACGACCUUAUAGACGAAUCUUCAGGAGUGUGUUGUGUCGGCUGUGCUUGACGUGAAGAACAAAAUUGCCUUAAAUCUCAAAUCUAUAUCAAAUUAUAUAUAUAAUAUAUAUAUAUAUAAUUAAAAAAUGCAGGCCACACAAUACAGGUGCUACUGAAGCAUUGAAAAGGGGAGCUUCGUUACGGAGCUCUGGAUCGGCUCUGACCCAGUUCACAAGCUGCUACACCGCAUAAAACCCUGCUUCGGCUCCUGAGCCCAUUCAACUGUGCUUUCCCUCUUUGUCUUUUUUCUUUUUCCUCUGUCGUUUUCUUUUCUAUAAGUGUGCCUGGAUUCUCUGUUACAGUGUUCUGGGGCCUGGCUUUAAUACCAAAGUCUUAAUAAAGAGCUUAAUAAAGAGAAUUAAGUAAUUGUGCCAAAAAAUAAAUAAAUAAAUAAAUAAAUAAAUAAAGCUUCUUUUCAACAUCUCCUUUCUCUUUUCUCUUUCUGCUGUCUCUUUCUUUCCUUCCUUUGUGAAAUUCUGGGUAUUUUUAUUGGUAAUCCUGGGCAUUUUAAAUGUCUCAUAGAAUAAACAUUCUUAUAUAGAAUCAUGACUACAUCCAGUACACCAAAGACACCCAAAGAUUUCCAAAUCUGGGCCUCAGGAUCCAGGCCUUAACUCAAGAUAAAGUGGUAAAAGAGCUUCUUUUCACGCUCACCAUUCUCCAGCAUCGUUCAAAGUCAUAUUAAUGAAAAUCCAAUAGAGACAGCAGACUCAAAGUUCAAUUCAAUUUUAUUUGCGUAGCAUUUUUAAUAAUGCACGAUGAUGUCGCAAAUUAGCUUAAAAUGUUAGAAUGAACAUGGUAAAAUUUCCGUUUAUUUUUAUCUCUAAUGAGCAAAGCAGAGGUGGAAGUAUAUGGAAAACCCCCCUGUGAUGAUAUGAGGAAGAAACCUGAACAGGAACCAGACUCAUAAGAGAAUCCUCCCUCAUCAGGGUGACCCCAGAGAGUGCGAUUAUAAAUCAUUUCCUUUUUAGAACUAUACACAGACCAGUAUGACCACCCGCCUAAUAUUGUGUUGGUCCCCCUUUCGCUGCCAAAACAGCCCUGACCUGUCAUGCACUGUGUAUUCUGACCCCUUUCUAUUAGAACCAGCAUUAACUUCAGUUUGAGCAACAGUGUCUCGUCUGUUUAUUCGGAUCACACGGGCCAGUCUUCACUCCCCACGUGCAUCAAUGACCCUUGGCCACCCAUGACCCUGUCGCUGGUUCACCACUGUUCCUUCCUUGGACCACUUUUGAUAGAUACUGACCACUGCAGACUGGGAACACAACACAAGAGCUGCAGUUUUGGAGAUGCUCUGAUCCAGUCGUCUAGCCAUCACAAUUUGGCCCUUUGUCAAACUCACUCAAAUCCUUACGCUUGCCCAUUUUUCCUGCUUCUAAAAUCAACUUUGAGGACAAAAUGUUCACCUGCUGCCUAAUAUAUCCCACCCACUAACAGGUGCCAUGAAGAGGAGAUCAUCAGUUUUAUUCACUUCACCUGUCAGUGGUCAUAAUGUUGUGCCUGAUUAGUGUAUAGUCAAGAGCAAUUGUUUAAACUGGAGCUUUUGAGUCAUUUAUGAGUUCUCUCUCAUCAGAGUAAAUUUAUUUAUGAAUUUAUUAUGGUUUUAACAUGAAAAGGUUUCAAAAUGAACACCACUGACAGGAAUAUCAGCAUGAAAGCUUUGGAAGCUGAUCUGUUUGCUCAUCAGCUAUGGAUGAGGAGGAAGGAGAGCUGGACAGACUAAAGGAAUAAAGUGUCGCUGCAUCACUCCUGUUUGGUAGAGAUGAAGAAGCAAUUGCUGAAGAUGUGUUCACACUCAGAAGUGUGAACUACAAAGUGAGAGGAAAAAAUGGUCGCCUCUUUAAAAAUGUGUGUCUGGUAGGCAACAUGCUAUCCGGCUAAUAUUAGUGAUCAUUGAGUGCGUUCAGUAUGAUAGAUUUAACCAACUACUGUGUCUCUGUUGUAUGAGAAUGUGGCACCUGAGAGGUUAAGGCAUUGGAGUGCUGAUCAGAAGGUUAUGAGUCCGAAUCCCAGGUCCACCAAGCUGCCACUGCUGGGCCCCUGAGCAAGGCCCUUAACACUCAAUUACUCAGAUGUAUGAAAUGAGAUAAAACUGUAUGUCACUCUCGAUAAGGGUGUCUACUAAAUGACAGAAAUGUAAAUCUAAAAUGAAUAAUACUAUAAAAAGUAAUAAAGUUAUCAUUCUUCUGGCACCUUUCCAAUAUUCAGAUUACAUUAAGGGCCGUUUUUCUUUGUUUUUUGCUAGUCUGAGGUUGGAAAUUCCUUUUAGAAGUUUCAAACUUUCAGUACAAAGGGCACCAAAAUGAGCAGAUAGUCGUGGGUAGCAUUGUGGGUAGUGUAGGAAACCAGGAAACUAUACGAAUCAGGUCUCAGUGUCAUCAGAGUUCUAUUCUAUGCUAUUCUAACUAGUAACAUUACUAUGAGUAGUCAUGGAUUAAAGUAAAGCAGAAAACAAACAUGGUUGCCUAGACAACAGAUGAAGAGUUUACUUUGGUGGUUUUGCACCAGAUCACACCUCCACAGCGCAGAGUUUUAUUCAGCUCAUGGUGUCAGAGGUGUGAAUAUGUCGAGGAAUUCCCCUGACGCUGACAGCUUCAUGAAUGGCAGCGAAAUGACUAAAAGAUUACAAGUUAAUCCAUAAACUGCGAACCAGCUCUCCAUAAGGUCAGUAAUGUGUUGCUGUAAAGUGACGCUGUAGACUGAAUGCAUAAAUGUU